AUGAUUGCUGAUGAUAGUGGCGAUGAUAUUGGAGCGAGUGAGCCUGCCGGUGCCGGUGGUGGCUCUAGCUCUGUCACACAGCAGUACCCUCCACAUUUUUCAUCUUUGGACUCGGAUGCCAUGAGGCAGCCGGGGGAUAAGGAGGAUGCCCUAUUAAGUGUGAAGACUUACAGCAUCCGCCGAGGUGUACAAUACAAGGUUGUGGAGUCUGAUUAUUGCCGUUACGUUGGCAAGUGUUAUGAGUUCGGGAAUGGGUGCACAUGGUUGAUUCGGCUGAGUCUUCGGCAGCGCAAGGGCAUAUGGGAGGUCAAACGUUACAAUGGACCGCAUACUUGUCUCGCCAGCUCUAUCACCAGCGAUCACAGGAGGUUGGAUUAUCAUGUGAUAUCGGCAUUCAUUAUGCCAAUGGUUAGAGCUGAUGCAUCCGUUAGCAUCAAGGUGCUCCUAAAUGCGACUGCCUCGCACUAUGGGUUCAGGACGACCUACAGGAGGGUCUGGAUGGCGAAACAGAAGGCUGUUGCACUCAUUUAUGGUGACUGGAAUGAGUCUUACAACGAGCUCCCAAGGUGGGUGUUAGGAGUGCAGGUGACCAUGCCUGGUUCUAUUGCAGUUCUUCGGACUAGUCCUGUUCGAAUUGGGGGACAGCUGGACGAAUCUCAGGCUUAUUUUCACAGACUGUUCUGGACUUUCCCACCGUGUAUCGAGGUAUUUCGUCAUUGCAAGCCGUUGGUUAGUAUUGAUGGGACGCAUCUAUAUGGCAAGUAUGGGGGUACUCUGCUUGUUGCAAUUGCACAGGACGGGAACUCCAACAUACUCCCUGUUGCAUUCGCACUAGUCGAGGGUGAGAAUGCUGAUUUGAGUACCAAGGGAGAAAGAACCAGUAGGAAUGGUCUCUGCGACCGUGUACUCGAAGUUGUCUCUGUCAUACAAAGUAACUGUGAAGCACCUUGUCGUCUUCAAGUUGGCCUCGAUACAUUUAACAAGGUGUUGACUGAAUUGUUGUCUAGUACCCAGCUGGGCCUCCGCCUCUCUCCCCUUGCGUACAAAAAGUUCGGCCAACCGACCAUACGUUGCUUUCACCAAGGAGCAUACAGGAAGGUUCCUCACACCCUUGAGGAUUGA
Molecule: messenger RNA, 1122 nt
Organism: Arachis duranensis
Lineage: Eukaryota; Viridiplantae; Streptophyta; Magnoliopsida; Fabales; Fabaceae
Exons: 3
Coding region: 1-1122 (373 amino acids)
Source: RefSeq, a predicted model, not a curated record